UUCCGUGUUUGAAGCUACGACCCCCGCGGCGAUGCGCCGCGGACCACGCGCCCGGUGCGCGCACGGAGCGCAGAUUGAUGCUUCCUACUGGUCUUUCGGGCCGCGCGGAAAAUCGGACCGGGAGCCGGGCUGGGGACAGUCAGGGGGAAUCAACGCGGGGACGAUGCUGUUUACGCCGAGCGAGGAUUUGUUUCGGAAGAUCGCGGGAAAUAUCAAGGAUGAGAACUACCCCGGACACAUCGAGGGCAACGCGGUCGAGCAGGAUUACAUCAGCCGGUUUUUUGGGGACUGGUGGCACCACCUGGAUUGCGCUUACAACUACCAGCUGCAUCAGAUGUACAACGCCAUGCAGCCAAAAACUUUUUCGAAACCGGACGCAAAGACCGCGAAAUACUUCCAAGACCUGAAGAUCAUCCACUUCUCCGGCGCCGCCGAGAUUAAGCCAUGGGAUCUGGUGCUGCGUGGGGAUGCGGAGCGGAUAGAAGAAGAAAGUGAGAAGCUGGAGGAAAUUUUGGUUGGCUUUGAGGGGUAUCUGCUGUGGGAAAAACUGGAUCCAGGGAGGUUUGCGAGGGAGUUCGAGAGAAAUGCGCGCUUCAGAUACACGCUCGAAUUUGAAGAAGCGGGAGGUGUUUCGUCGUCUUCUUCUCCGACCGAGAAUAUUGCACCAGCUGCGCCGCGCCCAAUAGGGUUCAACUGGCACGACCCCAAAGGAACGGAUGUGCAAUUUUGCCCUCUCCUUCCGGACUGGGCGUUGAAAAAAUGCAAGCACAUCGUCCUGGAGUCCUACAAUGCGUGGAUAGACACGUGCCAGAAGCUGUUUGAUGCUCAUCCACCCCUGCAGCGCUAUUACGUCGGGGCAAAACGACCGCAGAGGGAGGUUAUUAUCGGCGGCCUGACCUUCCCUCACAUCUCCGGCCUGCAGAGACACAUCCGAGCAAUCCAGAAAAAAGCCGAGGAGCGAUGGCUUUCUCGAGCCGCUCUUGCAGUGACGGACAGCGCACUCGAUGACGAAGACCAGACAUUUUUCCUGGACCUGCUUUCUUUCCACCCAGAAGCAGAUCAAAAGCUCACCAACGCGACGAGGAUAGUCUACGGGGCGCAUCCGGACGCAUCAGCGAAUUCUUUCAAAGUGCAGAUAUCGGGGCUGCCAGUCGCCGAAACCUUCAGCACGAAAAAGUGCAUUGAAGGCGUGGAGACGCACUUUUCCAUAAGAUGGAGUGGGCCGGUGGUUGUGCGCCUUGGAUUAGAGCCAUAUCGCUGCAGAGAAGAAAUAGCGGCCGAAGAAUCCUUGACACCAGGGUCGACGAGCGGAGGAAGUGAGAGCCAGAUCGCAGGAACGGCUAUACCGAGAAUAACGGUCGACAAGAAUCCGGUGGCAAAAUCGAUCCUCGUGCAGCGCAGCAAAGCACUUGGAGCGCAGUUUGAGUUUUGUCCCGGCAGGAGCGACGUGAACUGGGCAUUUUCGUCGCGGCAGGCUUUCAGUGCCGUUGUCCUGCAGGUCGUGAACGAACCGCGGGUACGGGGGGGAAAGUGUAUUUUGCCUUUAGAUGCAUGCUUCUCAGCUUCGUGUACCAGGCUUGAUUAUUGAUUAGAGCCUGUACGAUUAAUCGACCCCCUUCUCGAUACCGAGAAGCCCCCCCGAGUCCGGAUUCUGACCGACCUUACCCCCCAACGCCCCCCUUCUCGAAAUCGGGGGGCUGUUUAUCGCGCACCCCGAUUCCGAAUCCUAACGCCGACGCUACGGCGCAUCUUGCGCCAACUAUUCCUUCUCUUCAGCUUUCAAAAUCGCGGCCGCAGGCGCGGCCCCAACGCUCUUUAGAGCAUGACUCGCAUCGAGAGAAACACACACGGAACCCGCGCACUGUGUCGCGUUUUGCUCUUUCUGUCGGUUUUUUUUACAGCAAGCAGAACCCAGCGAAUUUUAUUUCGCCCGACUUGCUCGGCAGCUUUUAGCCACCUGCUUCCUUCCAUGUCCCACACUGUUCUCGCUAAGACGAUCAGGCCGUCAUCUUUCGGAGAGCAGUAGCGCAGCCAGUUCGCAACGGAUGCGCUCCGCGCGCAGUAAAACUUUUCCACUGCGUGGCGGAUUGGAUCUGUUGUGUACUAAAACAAGAACAGAUCUAGUCUGCCGUAGAUCUCGGAAAUUCUUUGGCGCAGCUUGCGGCCUUUUCUUUGGCAUAGGCCUUAUUUGCGCUUCUUUCGAAAAACGCUCCGCCCCUCUUGUUCCUCUUCUUGAAAGGCCGCACCUCUUGAAAAAAAGUCACCGAAGCGCAGUAGGAGAGUGGAGACAACUUUUGCCAUUGCCCCAGUGCGCCCGCUCGGCUUCUUUAAAAUUACGCAGCGCGGCUCGGUUCAAAGUGGGCGCCUACCUCCUCCGCGUGGGGUUUUGCUUUGCAGUGUGUAGUAGAUGGAUAAGUGCGAAUGCGGGCGGUCUUCAGCUUCAUUAUUUUCUGGCGCUCCUACUUAUUGACUCUAGUUUGGUUCUAGGGUGGUAAUCAAGUCGCAGUCGGAUCAGAACUACUAGAAGUCAGUCGCGGAGCCGGAGCGGCAGCCACGACAGCGCCGGCGUGGCGAUUUCUGCUUAUUUCUGCUCUGGCUUUUUAGAAGUGGCUGCGCCAGAAAUAGAAUUAGAAACCGCGCUGGGUAUACGUGGAAACCACGCUACUAGCCAACCACGCUAGCGCACGGCAAUAAGAACGCACGACCAGCGCACAACCAUACUCUUUAAACUUGCCAAGUCCUAAUCCCUGGCGCUAUGGGAGGGGAAGCUCCGCGCUCACGUUUUGGAUUUGGCGGCGAAUUGAGCUAGACUGAGUCGGCUACUUUUGGGGAGGCCGGACGACCGACCAUACCUACCCCCCCCUUCUCGGUACCGAGAAGGGGGUCGAUUAAUCGUACGGGCUCUUAUCCUUUUUCCGCAUGAAGUUUUCUUUACUUCUAGAAGAGCCACUGAUUCCAACUUUCCAAUUUUCUGAAGCACAUACUGGAUAACAGGGUUUUUCCAGAGGUGGUUUCGGAACCUUCCCCUGUGUCGCUCGCGCCGCCCGACGAGAAGCGAGACCUGGCACACCUUCGAGGAAAGGAACAUUGCAAAAGCGACUGCCUUUUUCGGCUCUCUCCGCAGUUCAUUGGGUAUCAAAGACGAGGAUGUUCUUACGACCACCUCCACAGCCCCGGUGCACAGAAGCGCUAUCGUCGCGAUAACGACACAGGGACUCGCGGAGGACGCCCGAACCGGUAUGCGGAAAAUUUGGCCGACCUGGAAUCUGGACGACAGCCUCAGCGAAGUCGACGACCGGUGCAAUGUGGUGAUUGUUGGCGCAGUGCCUCUCGGGCAAGAGGAUAGGAUAGAAGUGAAGCUGAGCGGGAGCAUGGCAGUGUACCAGGGCGCGUUGAAGAAGGUCGAGAGUUGAUGUGUACCAAGGCUGCAUCGUGACUGGUUCCCGGACUAUUUUUUUGCACGGAGAACAGCACUACGAGCCGCAUGAACUUCUUAUCUGUACGCCAUACAGAUUGUUGUGCGAUGGCUUCAUAAUUCGUUUACAUGGCUGGGGACAACGAAACUUGUUGAAUUAUACUACGCCGAGACGAGCAAUUCCUCAUUCCUCACGAACGCUGUUUCGAAAACCAUUACUCCACUUCCCUGCUGAAGAUCGAUCAGACCAUAGUGAAUUUGAAUUUCUGUUUAUCUUCCGAGUUGUACUGAAGAACGCUGCUUCGUAAAGACAAAUUUACCCACGAAAGGACCUAUCGCGCAAU
Messenger RNA from Amoebophrya sp. A120, 3759 nucleotides. NCBI's taxonomy places the organism in Eukaryota, Dinophyceae, Syndiniales, Amoebophryaceae. The record is from the annotation of a GenBank genome assembly.